CGGAGUGGCUCUUGUGGAAACCCGCCGCGCCACAGCUUCGACAGGCCGAGGCUGCGGAGAUGAAGGAACAGAUUCUACGGCCUACGAAUCAUUUUCCAUUUCUGGGAAAAAUUUCAGACGCUACAAAGAACUUUAAGUGAAACGUUAAAGUUAUCAGAAGAGGACUUGAAGACGGGUGGAGACGGUGUAUUUUAUUUUUUCUAAAUUUAAAUGUCUUUGCAGCAGGUGUUAUUCCUCUGCACAUUAUUUUCAGACACAAUCUAUUGCAUCCUAGAAACAAGCCCUUUGUCAUAUUUUCUACGUGCUUAUGUUCGUCACUGACAUGGCAGACUAAGUUACUGAGAUUUUCCACCCGUCCACCGAUCAAUGUACCUUUGAUUUUUCUUCAUAAAAAGACCCAGUACAAUAUAAAACUGAAUCCCUACACGAGAGCCAGGAUGUCCGAGGCGUGGCAGCAGCACGCUGUUGCUCCUCCUCCGGUGGUGCACACCAUACCACCAGGGGCGGAGAACGCGUUGGGCUGUGCUGUCUACGGUAUCGUCCUGCAGCCUGACCCUGCUCUGCAGCAGUCACAGCAGCAGCACCAGCAUGGCCAGCAGCACAGCCAGCAGCAUGGGCAGCAGCAGCAGCAGCACCCUGCCCAGGUACAGCAGCCUUCUCUGCAGGUAGGGGGCGAGGGCGGCCACAAGUGUGGGGCAUGUGGCCACGACAUCUCCCACCUGGCCAACCCACAUGAGCACCAGUGUAUGGUGAGCCAGGACCGCUCCUUCCAAUGCACCCAGUGCAUGAAGAUCUUCCACCAGGCCACUGAUCUGCUGGAGCACCAGUGUGUGCAGGUAGAACAAAAGCCCUUUGUGUGUGGUGUGUGUAAGAUGGGCUUCUCCCUCCUCACCUCGCUGGCACAGCACCACACCUCACACAACAGCACCAACCCCAUGAAAUGCUCCAUUUGUGAGAAGACCUACCGACCAGGCUCCUCUGGAAACACCACGCCCAGCUCCUCUGCCACCAACCCUCAGCAGCCGUCUGCUGAUGGAGCCUCUUCCAGUGGGAGUGCAACAGUGGGAUCUUCUUCCUCAAUUACAUUUCCAUCGGCCCGUGACAGGCCCUACAAGUGCUCUGUCUGCCAGAAGGGCUUCAGGCACCUGUCAGAGCUGGCCCGCCACGAGCGUGUGCACACCGGAGAGAAGCCCUUCAAGUGUGACACGUGUGACAAGAGCUUCAGCCAGUCCUCUCACCUGGCCCAUCACCAGCGCACCCACAGCUCUGAGCGCCCAUACAAGUGUGCUGUGUGUGACAAGAGCUUCAAGCACCGCUCCCACCUGGUGCGCCACAUGUAUGCCCAUUCUGGAGAGCACCUGUUCAAGUGCAACCUGUGUGAACUGCACUUCAAGGAGUCUUCUGAACUGCUGCAUCAUCCAUGCCACCCACAAGGGGCACGCCCCUUCCGCUGUGCCACCUGUGGAAAGGGCUUCAAACGUCCAUCAGACCUGCGGCAGCAUGAACGCACUCACUCUGAGGAGCGUCCCUUCCACUGUGAGGAGUGCCAGAUGAGUUUCAAACAGCAGUAUGCCCUGGUGCGCCACAGGCGCACACACAAAAACCCUUCUGACCGCCCUUUCAAAUGCAACCUUUGCGACAAAGGCUUCCUGCAGCCAUCCCAUCUGCUGUACCACCAGCACGUCCACGGCAUGGAGAACCUGUUCAAGUGCGCGUCCUGCCAGAAGGAAUUCAGUCAGUCAGGAGAGCUGCUGCGCCACAAGUGCGGUGAGUCGUCCUCUUCAUCUAGGGACACAGACAAGCCCUACAAAUGUGACGUGUGCGGCAAGGGAUACAAAAAGAGUUCGACACUGCAGCGACAUCAGAACUCGCACUGCCAAGAGAAGCCCCUAAAGUGCUCCCUAUGUGACCGCCGCUUCCUGUCAUCCUCAGAGUUUGUGCAGCACCGCUGCGACCCGUCCCGAGAGAAGCCCCUCAAGUGCCCCGACUGCGAGAAGCGCUUCAAGUACUCGUCUGACCUGAAUCGGCACAGGCGCGUCCACACCGGGGAGAAGCCCUACAAGUGUGCUAGCUGUGACAAAGGCUUCAAGCAACGGGAGCACCUGGCCAAGCAUCAGAGUGUGCAUUCCAGAGAUGCCCAGUUCAAGUGUGUUUGGUGUGGAGAGCGCUUUGGAGACCUGGGAGCUUUGCAGGAGCACACAGUCCAGCACACAGCUGAAGGAGGGGGUUACCCUGUGCCACCUUGCAUAUAGUUAUGCCCCUCCAUUCUGUACAAGUUCAUAGCAAACGUCCCUGUCUACCAUUAAUUUGCAGCACCCAGCUUAACACACUUGAACUGGGUAUCUCUGGAGUGCACACUCUGGUGCUUUCCAGAGAUGCCCAGUUCAAAUGCUUUGGAGACCUGGGAGCCUUGCAGGAGCACACAGUCCAGCACACAUCUGAAGGAGGGGGUUACCCGAUGGUAGGUUACUCUGUGCCAACUUGCAUAUAGUCACGCCCCUCCCUUAUUUUCCAGUUCAUAGCAAAUGUCCCUGGCUAGCCCUAAUUUGCCCCCAGCAUAUAGAAUCCCUAACCUCACUUCCCAUCUGAAACUGUUAUCAGUCCCCCCUACCCCCAAAAUCCCAUACAAAUGAUCAUUGUCUCAUAAAAUGGAAGUGACAGCUUGUCAUUGUACUGCCAAGUGUCACUGCUUUAGGGCUACCAUCUGAAGGACAGAGGAGAAGAAACAAUCAAGGAUAUGUCUUUCACUUCAAACUCUAGGGUGGAUGUUCUAGUCCAGGGCCCAGUUUCUGAAAAGCAUCUUAAGGCUAAGUUAAUUGUUAGAACCUUUUGUAGGAGCAUCGUUCAAUCUCUGAGCUGUUUCCCAAAGCCAUCGUUAUUGGCGGUGCACUUGAAAACGCUCGUAAUCUAACUCCUGCCUCAGACCACUCGUAGAACAGCGAAGUGCGUCGUUAAAUGCUUUUUUCGUCUUCCCGCGUCACUUUAUAUACACAAGAUCUCCACUAAACUUAGAAUCACAUGGUUUAUCCCUCUCUGUGAACAAAGUUGACUACAAAUGCACAGUCUCCAAUAUCUCUGCAAUUGAUACAAACAAGCAACGUAUAAAAAGAUGCUUCAAAUGAAAACUGAGAUUACUGCACUCAAAUAUACAUACAGUAGGCUAUAGUCCUAUUUCAACCAUAUUGAAAUACAUUUAAUGUUCAGUAAAUUCAGUUCUAUUUUGCUAGCUGUACACUACUGUCUCAUUUGUCUCAGUAUACUGUAUUUCAUGAUGUGUAGCCUAACGUGUGCAGUGAUGUGCCAAAUCAGUGAUAUUUUUGGGGGGGGAGGGGGCAUUUUUAUUGGCAUUAGAAUGGCAUUAGAAUAAGCCGCCUAAAUAUUUGCAGCGGUAGGUAAUAAUAUCUCUCUAGGAACUCAUCCGUAGUCAGUAUUGUGAAAUACUUCUGUUUCGAUCCUAUCAGUAUCGACACAUGCUCCAACGAUGCACUUAGCGACUGUUCUCUCUGUGUGGUGUUUUGCGUAACACAUGUUAUGUCUUCGGCCAUUCUAUGAAAGAUGAAUCGUUAAAACACUCAGAAGCAUAAGUUCCACUGCUUUCGGGGAAACUGGGCCCAGGUCAAUUACCUUCUCCUCUAUCCUUGAAUCAACUGCCCAAGAAGGAAAAAAGGAAAGAAAUGUACAUCACCACAUUAGCCUACAUUUCUGUCUAUGAAAAGCUUUGUAUUUGUACAUAAGUUACCUUGUAGACUUGUAUAGGAAAGGGAAUGUGGACCAGUUCCCCUCAACCUGCUCGACAGGUCUGUAAGUGUUAAGGGUUGCACCAUGAGUUGCUGCAUGCAGUAAUGUUCCAUGCUCUUACCCAGGAUAGACUUGAAUUAUUGCUAAGUUUCAGCACUUGCUACAGUCUGCUGAUGGCCUCUUGCUUUUUUUAUUAUUUAGGAAUCAAUUACGCUGUAUCAACGCUGAUAUAAAAUGUUUUUGUUGGGUGGGUGGGUAGUGGGUCGAGAUUAUUGUGUAUUGGUUACAUUUCCACAACCUCAUAUCACUGUAGUAGCAGUGUAUGUAUAUACACUAAAAUCAGACACCUCUUUACCCUUUGUGCUUUAGUAUUUUUAAGCUUUUUAUGUAUUAGUAUCAACUCCACAACUAUUAGUGUGUUUGUGUUUUUGUUUUUUUAAACAUGAGGGUUUAUUGUGCUAUUGUGAAAUAUUACAUAUGCUUGUGAGUGUAUUUGGAAGUAUCUGUUUGUAUCAAAACACCAUUGUACUGCACCAGAAUCCCAAAGGUGUGGAGAUUAACCAGCUGAAGUUUCAUCUCACUGCUAUAUAGAAAUUGUAUAGAAAUCUAUAUUUCACACUAAUAUACAGUUGAUAUUCCUACCGAGAUCAGUGUAGACUCUGCUGAAAACGUGUAAAAACCUGAUCAAGCUUCCUCUUACUACGUGUGUGUAUAUAGUACAGUAUGUAUGUUUACCAGCUCCACUGUCUGUUUCUAAAACGGCAUUAGCUGUUUUGUAUGUUACUAUUUUUUUAUCAUAUGGGGACUGAAAUGUUUUUUUUUCCUUCAUUAAAGUCAUAGUUAUGAUAGAUUGUAUGUCAAGUUUCCAAGGAGAACAUUGUCUGUAAGCCCUACAAGGAUUCUGACCCCUUCGUGCUCCUUUUGAAAUUUUAUCAUGAAUGAUUGUUGAAUCAUGUCUGUGAAAAUGGAAUCCUGGCUGUGAAGUGGAUUGUAUAAUACAUACAUGGGGUAGAAUUUGGGCAGGUCUGUAGUUUUAGUUAACCCAAUUUAUGUCAGAGAAACUUAUCUGCAGUAUAUUUGUGCAGGUCAUGCUAACUUCUGGUUUGUAUAGCCUUUAAAAAAUAUAAAUAAAAGCUAGCAUCCUUACCAAAAUGGGCUGCUACAGCUUAAUUGCAAAAAUUAUGGAUUUACCCUCUCGUCUACUUAGUAGACUUUUAAGUUAAAUUCAGAAUGGCUCAAAUUGACCUCAAUUUGUGUUUUUAAUGUGUGCAGGUGUUUUUUAAAACAUUUUUUGCAAGUGAAGCAUUUCAAGUGGUCAUGUUUUGUCCCAUUUGGUGGUGGAUUUGUGUUUUGAGUGCAGUAUUGACAGUGUUUUAUGAUGGGAGAAGGUAAUAAUUACUUUGAGGAAGGUUCUUUUUAUAAUCAGAUUCAGUUCAGACUUUUUGGCCUUAAUCUGGGGUCAGGGUUAAUUAGAAACCCAUUCUACUCCAGAUCUGACUGCCUCCAUGUUGUUGAUCUGUUCCUUGUACUCUGUUUUGUUUUCUCCAUUGGCAUCUGAUGUAGGCUAACAUUCGGUGUCAUUUGUCUUUUGUCUGUCUUUUCUUAAAUGUGUUCGUCUUUCAUCCGGCAUUAAGACAACAUAAAAGAGCAGUUAGGAAUUUAUUAUUUUUGUAAAAGUACUGUAUACGUUUUUGUCUUUCUCUUCAGUUUAUUAAUACCAAAUUUAUAUAAACAUUGUUUAAAAUCUAUAUAUAUCUAUAUUCUUGGAAGGAGUUAACAGGGCCUUUGGGAUGUAGGGGGGGUGUUUGUUUGAUUGAUGGAAGGGUCAUUAGGAAUGUGAUUGACAUUAAUUUUGAUCUAGUGUAGUGCAGAACAGUUAGCCCCUGCCUGUUGACCCUGUUUUCUCUGUUCUGUGCAUGCUUGCUGUGUUAGUUCCUGUAAUCUGUCCCAGGUAUUAGUGCUUCAGAUAGUACUUAUUCCUCUUAUCGCUUUUUUUCAAAUUGUAGUAUGUGAAUGACGUAAAAAAAUAUAUUAAAAAAAAAUACGUGACAACGUACAGUAUGUGUACAUUCAUGCUAAGAUAUCUGUAUGUAGCAUUCAAUAACACAGCACUAACAAAUAAACUUUUUUCAUUUAUAAA
Messenger RNA from Oncorhynchus keta (chum salmon), 5878 nucleotides. Its product is annotated as zinc finger protein 319. Lineage: Eukaryota; Metazoa; Chordata; Actinopteri; Salmoniformes; Salmonidae. Bases 438 to 2252 code for a protein of 604 amino acids. Gene Ontology annotation, biological process: regulation of DNA-templated transcription. Gene Ontology annotation, molecular function: DNA-binding transcription factor activity, RNA polymerase II-specific; RNA polymerase II cis-regulatory region sequence-specific DNA binding. The transcript is spliced from 2 exons. The record is from RefSeq and is a predicted model, not a curated record.